Sardina pilchardus (European sardine) is the source of this 816-nucleotide messenger RNA. RefSeq lists its product as uncharacterized. The record is from RefSeq and is a predicted model, not a curated record. Lineage: Eukaryota; Metazoa; Chordata; Actinopteri; Clupeiformes; Clupeidae. Bases 1 to 816 code for a protein of 271 amino acids. The transcript has 5 exons.
AUGAAGAAGUGGAAGGAGGAGAAAAGAGACAUCUCCCAUCAAAGAAGUGCAGGAGGAGAGUGUGCUGUUGCAAUACUCAAGGAGGCAAUUGUGCAGUUGCCCAGGGUAAUACAUGGCCUUGACCACCUGAGAUUGGUAGAGAUUCAGGAGCAAAACAAUAGAGAGGAAGAGAGGGACUGCGAGGAGCUUAGAGCAUGGAGAGAGCAACAUUUACACUUGGAAACCAUCAUCAAGGAGCAGACCAGAGACACAGUGGCCAAAGUUGCUCAGCUCUGGAAGAGUUCCCCCUCCACGUCAGAGGAGCUCCAUACGGUAGUCCAGGCUCCUGUUGCUGAUGCUCUGAAGAGUCUAGAGGAGGAAAAUAGCACCCUAGCUCCUGUGAUUUCAUCUGAGGGUGCUGUGACGAUGGCUCUGCCAUCCAAGCUCCCUCCUCUGCCAUCAACACUCCCUCCUCUGCAAACCAAGCUGCCUCCUCUGCCAUCAAAACUCCCUCCUCUGUCAGCCAAGCUUCCCCCUCUUAACCUGCCCCUUCGGAGAGCAUUCUGCAAUCCAGUUGCCCCUCUGCCUCCCAUCCACAGGAAGACAGCACAAGAGGACCUAGAGAGCAUUUCAGAACAUUCCAAACAGAGUGCUGUGGCAGAGCACCUAAUGGUGACACCGGAUGCGGACGGUCCAGAGGCUACCAGCACAUGCUCCUCCGAGUCCCUAGAAGCAGAUGACAACGUAGAGCAGGAGAGGGAAAAAAAGAGAAGUUUUAAAAAGAGGUUUUUCCAGUUCCUCAAAAAACUCAACUGCUGCAGUGCCAAAGAGGACUAG